Messenger RNA from Penicillium oxalicum, 765 nucleotides. RefSeq names its product cleavage polyadenylation factor RNA-binding subunit YTH1 (gene yth1). Gene Ontology annotation, molecular function: metal ion binding; RNA binding. NCBI's taxonomy places the organism in Eukaryota, Fungi, Ascomycota, Eurotiomycetes, Eurotiales, Aspergillaceae. The coding region runs from base 1 to 765 and encodes 254 amino acids. The transcript has a single exon. The record is from RefSeq and is a predicted model, not a curated record.
AUGACCGCCGACGUGCACGGUGCGGCAUCGCGAGUCCUCUCCGCAGAGCCCACACGAGACCCCAGCUACAACGAAUUCUCCUUCACACCGUUCCUCCGCCGAAGCUUCGGAUUUGGUCUCGCGAGCGAUGUACCCGUCUGCAAAGCCUAUGGCGAAGGUCACUGCCCCCUGGGGCCUGCCUGUCCCGACCGACAUCCUACUCCCUCGCGAAUCACCACAUCCACCACCACGGCAUCCGGCAUGGCCCCGUCGACCACACAUGGCUCGCUCGUCUGCAAGCAUUUCCUCAAAGGGCUCUGCAAGAAAGGGUUGAAGUGCGAGUAUCUGCACGAAUACAACCUGCGGCGCAUGCCCGAGUGUCAAUCGUUCUCACGAUCGGGGUAUUGCCCCAACGGUGACGACUGCCUCUAUCAACACGUUCGUGAGGAGGCUCGACUCCCCCCCUGUGAGCACUACGAUCGGGGGUUCUGUGAACUGGGCCCCCUCUGCGCCAAACGCCAUGUUCGUCGGACACUGUGCUUGUUCUACCUGGCGGGAUUCUGCCCCGAGGGCAAAGACUGCGCCAACGCGCACCCGCGAUGGACCGAGAACCUGCCGCGGCCGACGAUGCGCACGGAGAAAACGGAGGAGGAACUGGAGCAUGAACGCGCCUUGAUCCGCGAAGAGCAAGAGCGAGAGAAGGAACGCGAGCGGGAGUGGCGGAGUGAGCGAGGCCGGGGUGGUGGUUUCAUGCGUGGCCGCUAUCGCGGUCGUGGAAGGGGGUAA